UGGAUUUAGUUACAUCUCUUGACUCAUUAUCAAAACAUGGACUUCAAUGAACCUUAUUCUUCGGUUUCCUUUCAAUACAAGAAACUCACAUCACCUUACCCAUACAAUAAAAUGAAUAAUAAAUCAACACCUUUUUUAUCUAAAAGGCAGCGAAUGAUCAGACAACUUAAGCAUCAUUAUAGAAGCAUCUUUUUUCUAAUAUGCUUCAUCUUGUUCAUCAUGUAUCAUACACAAGGUAUAAUUUCCAACUUUUUAACUUUUGUAAAAAUCAAGAUGGAUAAUACUGUGUUUGAUCGUGGCUAUGUGCCCUGUGGAUCACUUAGAAAGCAGCCAAUGUUAUUUGUUCAAGAUACUCAGCAUGUUCAAGUUGUCUGGGAAAUGAAUUGUGGAAUGUCUAAUAAGGAAAUGACACUUAGUUAUUGGAAUAGGGAUGCACCUAAUGAUAACAAGAUAACAAUGGGUCCUAUCGAACCAAAGGUAUUGGAUCCAUCUCAUACACUGUAUAGAGCAACGAUUGGACCUAUCAAGACAGGAGGACAAAUCGACUAUAUUCUCGAAAGUAAGGAAAGGGAUACCCAAAAGAAAAAGAUAGUAGCAAGGAACACAUUUAAUUGGUUUAAUGAUAUUGAAAAUCAACCUAUUCGUAUUGCGGCUAUGGCCGAUAAUCAAUUUGCCAUGCUGAUAUUCUCGUCUUUAUUGCGUCAAAUCCGAAAACUCCCUAAGCAGAGCCGACCUCAUCUUUUACUCCAUGCAGGUGACGCUGUACAGAAUUAUCAUUCAUUAAGACAAUGGCAGACUGAUUUUGCUGGACCUUUAAGCAUGCAUGGAUUACUUCAAACUAUGCCCAUGAUCUAUGCUCAUGGUAAUCAUGAUUACGAUUUUAGGGGGGAAUACAUCUAUACUCGCAAACCGCAGGAUAAUGGGGCCCCCUGGUUUGCAUUCUCUAUGGCAAAUAAUGCCAUUCGAUUUAUCAUCUUGGAUAGCAAUCUGGAUUGGGAGUUGCAAGAUCAAUGGUUAAAACAGGAAAUAGCCUCUGACGAUUUCAAAGAAGCUCAAUUUCGGAUUGUCGUUGUUCAUGUCCCUCCCUUUUUGGAGUAUUGGGACCCUGAAGCUUGGUUUCAGCAACGACAGAGUGAAUGGGGUGCCUUUAUAAAGGAUCGAUAUGUACCUCUCUUUGAGGAAAGUCAUGUUGAUCUUGUUAUUUCAGGACAUCAACAUAACUAUGAGAGAGGGGAACGUAAUGGCGUUCACUAUGCUAUCAUUGGUGGCGCUGGCGGUGAUAUCGAUUAUGAGCAAGUUAAAGAUUGGGGCAUGUAUGAGGCAAAAUUGUUAGACUUUCAUUUUGUCAUGCUUGAAUUUAACCCACCAGCAGUAAAGGAAACUGACAGUUGGACUUUACAAUGGGAUACUUUCAACAGGAAUGGACAAAAAGUAGACUCUAAGCUCAUAUUUUCUCGAUUUAACAAAGAUAGCAAUAGUAAUUCGAUUUCAUGAUGAUUGUACAUAUUAUAUUCAUGUUAUUUAACAUACAUGUUAGAAUAAUUUAAUAGCAAUACAUAAUAAAUAUAUAAAACUAAACACA
Molecule: messenger RNA, 1582 nt
Organism: Cokeromyces recurvatus
Lineage: Eukaryota; Fungi; Mucoromycota; Mucoromycetes; Mucorales; Mucoraceae
Product: Metallo-dependent phosphatase-like protein
Exons: 1
Coding region: 37-1494 (485 amino acids)
Molecular function (GO): acid phosphatase activity
Source: RefSeq, a predicted model, not a curated record